UGUGUGUGUGUGUGUGUGCUAGCUGUAGCUUGUGUGUCACUGAUUAUGCAAAUAAUCAUUAGACAAUUGGACCAGGAAGUUUGAAUGAGGAAGAAAGAUACCCAGCCCGUUUCUGUAGAGUUCCUCAUUCUGGGGGGGGGGCAACCCGCCUGUCAGGACCAACACCAGCGGACCAGCGGCAAGUGGGCCGGUCCGGUGGAAAACCCACACAGGAAAACCGGCGACCCGUGAGCACGUCCACGGUGGAUUAACGGCUUGCUGGCACAGCGAGAGACGUCAUGGGCUGCAUCGAGUCCGCGCUGAACCGAAGGCUGGGCGAGGCUGCUGAGGAGAAGACUGGCCAGCACACGAAUAACUGCCUGCUGCCUGGUCAGGUGUUUCAGAAGAUUGAGGAGCAAAGCAAGAUUGGCAAAACAGUGGUGGGCCUUUACCCGUAUGAAGCUGUGCACCCCGACGACCUCGGAUUCAAGAAAGGAGAAAAGAUGACAAUCCUGGAGGAGCACGGCGAAUGGUGGAAAGCAAAGCUGCUGACAUCUGACAAACAGGGCUUCAUCCCAUCCAAUUACGUUGCCCAAACAGACACCAUGGAAACGGAGCAGUGGUUUUUCAAGGACAUCACAAGAAAGGAUGCUGAGAGGCAGCUGCUGGCGCCGGCAAACAAACCCGGGGCCUUUCUUAUCAGGGAAAGUGAAACAUCAAAAGGGAGCUACUCAUUGUCCAUGCGAGAUUUGGACGUUGACGAGACAGAAUCAGUCAAACACUAUAAGAUCAGGAUGCUGGAUAACGGCGGUUUCUACAUCUCUCCAAAGAUCUCCUUCACUGAUAUCAACACCAUGAUCAAACACUAUCACAACAAAGCAGACGGCCUAUGUCGUAAACUGGACCGUCCGUGUGUGAAACCCAAAGCUCAGAAGCCGUGGGAUAAAGAUGCCUGGGAGAUUUCCAAAGAGUCCAUAAAGAUGGUGAAGAAGCUCGGAGCAGGGCAGUUUGGAGAAGUCUGGAUGGCUUACUACAACAACACAACCAAAGUAGCGGUAAAGACCCUGAAGCCAGGCACCAUGACGGUGGAAGCCUUCAUGGAGGAAGCAAACGUCAUGAAGACGCUGCAACAUGACAGGCUGGUGCGUCUCUAUGCUGUUGUGACCAAGACGCAACCCAUUUACAUCAUCACUGAAUUCAUGGCCAAUGGGAGCCUACUAGACUUCCUGAAGAGCGACGCCGGGUGCAAAUUACAACUGCCAAAGCUUAUUGAUUUCUCAGCACAGAUCUCAGAAGGCAUGGCAUACAUAGAGAAGAAGAACUAUAUCCACAGAGACCUGAGAGCAGCAAAUGUUCUCGUGUCGGAGAAUCUGUUGUGUAAAAUUGCAGAUUUUGGCCUGGCAAGAGUGAUAAGUGAUGACGAGUACACCGCCAGGGAAGGAACCAAGUUCCCCAUCAAGUGGACCGCUCCCGAGGCUAUCAACUACAGCUCCUUCACUAUCAAAUCAGAUAUGUGGUCCUUUGGCGUUCUGCUCUACGAGAUUAUCACCUUUGGUAAAAUGCCGUAUCCAGGUAUGACAAAAGCUGAGGUGAUGUCAUCGGUGCAACAUGGCUACCGGAUGCCCUGCCCCCAAAACUGCCCGUCUGAACUGUACCACAUCAUGAUGUCAUGCUGGAAGAGCAAGCCGGACGACAGGCCCACCUUCGACUACAUGCAGAGUGUCCUUGACGACUAUUAUACUUCCACGGAGGGACAGUACCAGCAUCAACCGUAGAACCUGGUGAUUGGUGACGCAAGAGGCAAACGCCAAAAAAACACCAAAUAUCCAAAUGUGUAGGAUAUUAUAUAUGUAUACAUUAAGUCACAUGUAAUUAGAUCUAAUAUUAUAUCAUACGUGUCGAGCACCCAUGCAUUGGUAAUACUCAAGUCUUCAUCAAGCACCCGUGAGUCAGUAAAACUCAAGUCUUCAAAGAGUACCAGUGAGUCAUUGACACAAGAGUAAUUGUGAGUCAGUGAAACGCGUCUUGAAAGAGUACCCAUGAGUCACUAAAAAAAGACUCUCCAUUGAGUACUCGUGAGUCAGUGAAACGCAUCUUAAAAGAGUACCCAUGAGUCACUAAAAAAAGACUCCCCAUUGAGUACUUGUGAGUCAGUGAAACGCGUCUUGAAAGAGUACCCAUGAGUCAUUAAAAAAGACUCCCCAUUGAGUACCCGUGAGUCAGUGGAACUCGAGUCUUUGUCAAGGAUCCGUUUGUCAGUGAAACUCCAGUCUUCAAAGAGUCCCCAUGAGUCAGUCAUAAUGGACUCUUCAAAGAGUACCUGCGAGUCAAAACAAGUCUUCGUUGAGCAUUUGUCAGUCAGUGAAACUUGAGUCUCCAAAGAGUACCAACGAUUCAGUGAAACUUUAACCUUCAUCAAGCACCUGUGAGUCAAACUCGAGUCUCAAAACUCGAGUCUUCCUCGAGUACCCAUGAGUCAGUAAAACUCAAGUCUUCAACGAGUACCAGUGAGUCAUUGACACAAGAGUCUUCAUUGAGUACUUGUGAGUCAUUGAAACUCGUCUUGAAAGAGUACCCAUGAGUCACUGAAAAAAGACUCCCCAUUGAGUACCCGUGAGUCACUGAAACUUGAGUUUUCAAAAAGUACCCAUGAGUCACUUGAACUUGAGUCUUUAUCAAGGACCUGUUUGUCAGUGAAACUCCAGCCUUCAAAGAGUCCUCAUGAGUCAGUCAUAAUGGAGUCUUCAAAGAGUACCCGCGACUCAAAACAAGUCUUCAUUGAGCAUUUGUCAGUCAGUGAAACUUGAGUCUCCAGAAAGUACCAAUGAGUCAGUGAAACCUUAACCUUUAUUAAGCACCCGUGAGUCAAACUCGAGUUUCAAAACUCGAUUCUUCAUCAAGUACCCGUGUGUCAGUGAAAUGAGUCUGAGCCUUCAUUGAGCACUCGUGAGUCUGAGAGUCACGGGUCGAGCGAGUGAAUUGUUCGUUUCAUGUGGAGGCUAUGAAGGGAGAGUUGAUUUGAGGCAAGGAGUCGAUUCGUUGCUUUUUCAACAGAGUACCCGUGAGUCCCGAUUCAGUGAAAACUCCUUUUGAACGAUUCCUUCAAACGCUGGUUUUGUCAUUAUCUCUUCAAGAGUAUAUCACGUGCUUCAUAUUGAAGUACUUCAGUUUCUCUAUUCAGUCUUUGUAAACCAACAUGUCCCAUUUAUUUCUACUAGCAAAGUACUUUUACAUCAUUGUUAAACCUCACCUUCAUGUUUGUGAUGAUUUGGAUAAAGUUUUCUUGACCAAUUGUUAUAUGUCCUUGUAUCUCAUGAUGCUGUAUCCUGUUGUAUUUAUCUUUUUUUAAUCUUAAUGUAAAGAUUAUAUCGUUGUUUGUAAAAUCACUGAC
Molecule: messenger RNA, 3370 nt
Organism: Doryrhamphus excisus (bluestripe pipefish)
Lineage: Eukaryota; Metazoa; Chordata; Actinopteri; Syngnathiformes; Syngnathidae
Source: RefSeq, a predicted model, not a curated record